Messenger RNA from Monascus purpureus, 1488 nucleotides. The record is from the annotation of a GenBank genome assembly. NCBI's taxonomy places the organism in Eukaryota, Fungi, Ascomycota, Eurotiomycetes, Eurotiales, Aspergillaceae.
AUGCCAGAAGAAGCUGAUAUUACAGACCGUAAGAAUGUUGCUGCGAAGAGGUUUGCGGACGCUGUCCAUAGCAUUUCGGGGCCGUUUUCGUUUGUGUUUUAUGAUGCAUUCAACUCAAUGCUCUUCUUUAGCAGGGACUGCCUUGGAAGGAGAUCUCUCCUCCAGGGUCUCGAUGAUGCAGGUAACCUGAAGAUCUGCAGUGUUUGCGAUGGCACUCCCUCUGCGGGUUUCGAGGAAGUUGCUACAGACGGGGUGCAUAUGAUUGAUCUGGAGCAUGUCCUUGAACAGAAUGUGCUGUCUUCAGAACGUGUCACAGAAGAUGCACCUAGCAAUAAAUACAAUAUCAACACUCUUCCCUGGGAUUCUUCCCGCCUUAGAAACCCAAUCCCAGCAAUGAACAAAAGCAUUCCAGAAGGAGAAACCCCUCCGCUUACUGCUAACUCCCCCAUUGUUGGAGAACUUGAAGGAAGACUCCAUCAAUCUCUCCAGUUGAGAAUCCAAAACGUGCCCUGGCCCCCUAGCACCGGAGAUAAGAGCAACGUAAAAGUCGCGGUGCUAUUCUCGGGCGGCCUCGAUUGCACCAUACUAGCCAGACUUUCACACGAUAUUCUCCCAAUAGAGGAGACAAUUGACCUCCUCAACGUGGCUUUCGAAAAUCCGCGCGUGGCAGCUGCAGCUGCAGCUGCAGAAAAGGGAAAGGGAAAACCAGCAGUGAACUCAGUCUACGAAUCCUGUCCUGACCGUGUAACCGGUCGGGCAGCAUUCGCGGAACUCCAAAAGGUCUGUCCGGAUCGCAACUGGAGAUUCGUCACUAUUGACAUUCCAUAUGUUGAGACGAUUGCGCAACGAGAUAAAAUCAAACGCCUUAUGAGACCUCAUAACACAGAAAUGGACCUCUCCAUCGCCAGUGCAUUAUAUUUCGCUUCGCGCGGACAAGGAACCGCGAUCCAAACCCGUGAAGAUGAAAAUUCUAACCAGCCAACACCGUACUCCACUCCGGCCCGAGUUCUCCUGUCCGGUCUGGGAGCAGAUGAGCUCUUCGCCGGAUACGCUCGUCAUGAAAUGGCAUUCUCACGGAGAGGCUUUCAAGGCCUCAUCGACGAGAUCGAUCUGGACGUCAGCCGUCUCGGGAAACGGAAUCUUGGCCGAGACGACCGCAUCAUUUCUAACUGGUGUCGAGAAACAAGAUACCCAUACUUGGACGAAGAGUUCGUAUCUUGGGUUGUCAGGGCUCCCGUCUGGGAAAAAUGCGGGUUCGGGGCCUCAACCCCCUCCACAUUAACAAAACCAUCGGACACUCCAUCUGAACGAACAGCGGAAGAAAAACAAGAACAAGACAUCGAACCAGGCAAAAAAGCCCUCCGUCUACUCGCUCUCAAACUGGGUCUAAACAAGGUAUCUCGCGAAAAGAAACGAGCCAUCCAGUUCGGUUCCAGAACGGCCAAAAUGGAGAGAGGCAAAGCAAGGGGAACCGAAAUUUUAAACUAA